Molecule: messenger RNA, 272 nt
Organism: Symbiodinium sp. CCMP2456
Lineage: Eukaryota; Dinophyceae; Suessiales; Symbiodiniaceae
Source: the annotation of a GenBank genome assembly
AUGCGCUGCGACGAGCGCGUGGAGGGCGCCUGCCUCUACAAGGUGGACCUGAACGACGUGGCCAACCUGGAGCGCGCCCGGGCCACGGUGAUGCGGACCCCUGAGCCUGCAAAGGAAGAGAAGGAGGAGUGCCUGCCACUGUGCCCAAAGUGCGGCGUGAGGCAGCGCCCGAAGAUCCUGUGGUUCGACGAGAGUUACAACGAGGCCUUUUUUCAUUGGAAGACCGUCAUGGAUCAGAUGGAGACCUGUGAUGUUCUGCUCAUCGUCGGAAC